CACUUUUGUAGUGAUCAUGGUACAUAUAAAUUGUUCGAGACAACGUUUUUUUUUUCUUCAUCUUCAGUGCAGGGAAACAUGCAAGGCGAUAUUUUCAAUUUGCGGAUACUUUUUACCUCGUGCAAGUCGGUAAUUAUAUGCUGGUGGAUUUUUAAUGGAAUUUGCCUGGCGAGCGUCAAAGAAAUACGAGACAGAAAUAAAACCGAAAAGGAGAAAUUAAGACACGAUUUGCUGCUGAACUACGAUUCGUACGCUUUACCGGAUUACAAAAACUCCAAUGAAGUCGAUGUUUUAAUGUUAUUCAAUUUCGCCGAACUGGAUUACCAGAAGAAUAUUAUUUCAAUAAAUGGCAUAACCGUUCUGUCUUGGCGUGAUAAGCGUUUGAAAUGGGAACCCUCCAAGUACGGUAAUAUUGAAAAUUUGGGUUUUGAUAACGAUGAAAUUUGGAAACCGGAUUUAGCUCUGUAUAAUACCGCAGAUACCGAUAUGAGAGAAGAUUUUGGAAAAACUAAUAUCGCUUGUCAUUAUAAUGGCAGUUUAACGUGGGUAGCGCCAGCGUUGUUUCGAGCAUUUUGCCCAUUGGAUGUUUUACAUUGGCCAUUUGAUACGCAAAUUUGCGAUCUGAAAUUUGGCUCGUGGACUUACGAUCGUUCUAAGAUUGAUUUGAAAAUGCGUGAUUUGGGAAAUCCUAGCGAUCGUGCGUUUUCGUCGGAAUGGAUUAUUAAAAAAGUCACUUCGAAAAAGAACACGAUCUUUUACCAAUGUUGUCCGGAGGCUUACGUUGAUAUCACUUACUCUGUCAAGGUUCAUAGGAAACAUAGCUCUUUCAAGAUGUUCAUCCUUUUUCCUGCAUUUGUUAUAUCCCUUCUAACUCUGUCUUUAUUUUGGAUACCUUACCAAUCCUCGAUAAAAUUCAUACUAGCAGCGACUACAAUGGUAUUGUCCAGUUUACUGUUGAGCUUCUACGGCGAUAAAGUUCCAAUUAUGCUGCACAAAGUUCCUCUAAUAGUGAGAUUUUACGAUAAUGUGUUUUGUCUGUGCGUAUUAUACAUGAUAUUUUGCGCGGUUACGUAUGUCAUAGCGGAGCCUGAAUUCCGAUGUAGGAAUCCUAUACCAAGCGCUGCUGCUCUGUUUUUAGAUUCUUUUAUCGUUAAUUAUUUGAUAUUUCCGUCGGAAAAGAAUUUGAGAAAUACUUUGACCACAGGCUCAUCAGAAGAAAAUGGUCAUAAUCCAAUUAUUGAGAACGAUAUAGAAGUACACGUUGAUCGUGUAAAUGGAGUAGAAUGGUAUUUAAUAUUUAUAAUGAUUAAUCGAGCAUUAUUUGUGAUUUAUACUAUAAUUUUAGUCAUCUUAUUAUUCAGAAUUAUUUUAUUGAUUGAAAGUUGACAUUAUUAUCCGAAUACAUAAUUUUUAAUAUUUGA
This is a messenger RNA of Planococcus citri (citrus mealybug), 1421 nucleotides long. RefSeq names its product neuronal acetylcholine receptor subunit alpha-6-like. The coding region runs from base 79 to 1386 and encodes 435 amino acids. NCBI's taxonomy places the organism in Eukaryota, Metazoa, Arthropoda, Insecta, Hemiptera, Pseudococcidae. The transcript has 9 exons. Gene Ontology annotation, biological process: chemical synaptic transmission; regulation of membrane potential; signal transduction. Gene Ontology annotation, cellular component: neuron projection; plasma membrane; synapse. The record is from RefSeq and is a predicted model, not a curated record. Gene Ontology annotation, molecular function: excitatory extracellular ligand-gated monoatomic ion channel activity; transmembrane signaling receptor activity; transmitter-gated monoatomic ion channel activity involved in regulation of postsynaptic membrane potential.